AUGCGUCACCACGGCCGUGACGCCGAGAGGAGAGAGAGCGAUUUAACAAUAGACGCCGCGCCACCCGCCGCCGACGACGAAACCCGCGCCCUGGGCGCCUUUGGCCAAGAUGUCAAAGUCCACCGGGCCUUUGAAGAGCUGGCGCACGCGAAACGCGGCCUGAAGCAGCGGCACAUCCAGAUGAUCGCCCUCGCCGGCACCAUCGGCACGGGACUCUUCCUCGCGACGGGCCGGGCUCUCGCCAACGGAGGGCCGCUAGGCCUGCUCCUGUCGUACGCCAUCGUAGGCGUGCUCAUGUGCGCCGUCGUCGUGUCCAUCGCCGAGCUGAGCGCCCUCGUCCCUCUGUCGGGCGGCGUCGUCCGCCACGCCGAGUGGUUCGUCGACCCGGCCCUGGCCUUUGCCCAAGGCUGGAACAGCACCUAUGCGAACGCGAUCCUGCUGCCGGCCGAAAUGGUCGCGUGCGCCGUCAUCAUCGACUACUGGACGCACGUCAACCACGCCGUGUGGAUUACCCUCCUCGGCGGCCUCUUGAUCGCGAGCAACCUGCUGCUCAUUGGCGUCUACGGCGAGCUCGAGUUUGUCCUUGCCCUGCUGAAGAUCGCCCUCAUCGUCGGCGUCAACGUCAUGAGCAUCUGCAUCACGGCCGGCGCAGGACCGCACGGCGAGCCCAUUGGCUUUCGCUUCUGGAGGAGCCCGGGGCCGUUUGUCCAGUACGCCGGCAUCCCCGGCUCCUGGGGCCGGUUCGUCGGCUUCUGGCGCGUCCUGGUCAGCGCGGCGUACGCCUUCUCCAACGUCGAGAACAUCUCCGUCGCCGGGGCGGAAACGCAGAACCCCCGGCGCAACAUCCCCCGCGCGGCCAGGCGCGUCUUCUGGAGAAUCAUGGUGUUUUACAUGCUCACCGUCUUCUGCAUCGGGCUCAUCGUCUCGUCGGCCGACCCGGCCUUGACGGCGCGCUCCGGCGAUGCUGGUGCCUCGCCGUUUGCCAUUGCCGCCACCAACGCCGGCAUCAAGGCUGUGCCGUCCAUUAUCAACGCCGUGGUCGUGACGAGUGCCUGGAGUGCCGCCAACUCUGCCAUGCUCGUGGGGACGCGAACCCUCUAUGGCCUUGCUCUCGAGGGACAUGCGCCCAGCUUCUUCAAGCGUACCAACCGCUUCGGCACUCCGUGGCUUUCUGUGGCCGCGGUGGGAUCGCUCAUGGUGCUGGGCUAUCUGACGCUCUCGUCCGCGGCGUCAGUCGUCUUUGGUUGGAUGCAGGCCCUUGUCUCGGCGGCCUCGUUUGUGCACUGGAUCAACAUUGAGAUUGUAUACCUCCGCUUCUACUACGGCUGCAAAGCGCAGGGCAUCAGUCGAGACGAGCUUCCCUGGAAAGGCCCUCUCCAGCCGUAUGCGGCAUGGACUGCCCUGGUGUCGUUUACCAUUCUCCUGAUCACCGGCGGAUUCUUCGUCUUCAUCGACGGUCAUUGGAGCGCUCAGGGCUUCGUAUCAUCCUACUUUAACAUCCCUCUCAUUCUCAUUCUCUACUUUGGAUACAAGUACUGGCGCAAGACAACGCUGGUGUCGCUGCACGACAUGCCGAUUCGGGGAUUCCUGGACGUGGCCAGCCAGAACCCAGAGCCUGUCGAGCCACCCGCCAAGGGAUGGGCCAAGCUGAACAUUCUGUGGGCGUAA
Metarhizium brunneum ARSEF 3297 is the source of this 1668-nucleotide messenger RNA. Its product is annotated as Dicarboxylic amino acid permease. Lineage: Eukaryota; Fungi; Ascomycota; Sordariomycetes; Hypocreales; Clavicipitaceae. Gene Ontology annotation, molecular function: amino acid transmembrane transporter activity. Gene Ontology annotation, biological process: amino acid transmembrane transport. The record is from RefSeq and is a predicted model, not a curated record. Gene Ontology annotation, cellular component: membrane.